This is a messenger RNA of Ilyonectria robusta, 3687 nucleotides long. Its product is annotated as nacht nucleoside triphosphatase. Bases 1 to 3687 code for a protein of 1228 amino acids. Lineage: Eukaryota; Fungi; Ascomycota; Sordariomycetes; Hypocreales; Nectriaceae. The transcript has 2 exons. The record is from RefSeq and is a predicted model, not a curated record.
AUGUCCCCGACCCAUUGGACAACCCUCCUUUGUCUGCUUGCUGGGGCAAUUUGUACUAUUCUCUUGUCCCGUCUCUUGUUCCGUCCAACAGCGCGCCUCAAGCCCGCGACACCGGUCACACAGCGAGGUGUCCAUCUCGUCCAAGUCAAGCUCAACAGGGACGAUGCCGACACAGACAUCGACAUCAUCGCCAUCCAUGGGCUCGACACGACGUCGCGAGACACGUGGACAUGGAAAGACCCCAGGGAUCCUAAGAACCAAGACAAGUGGGUUAACUGGCUACACCCGGGUAUGCUUCCAGAGAGCGUGCAUCGGGCCCGGAUCUUUACAUGCGACUGGCCAGCCAAUCUGCUUGAACCAUCAGACUUGGUACAAAAGACAAUGGAGGAGUAUGCUCUGCUUCUGCUCGAAGGCAUCCAGAGAGUGCUCUUUGGGGACGCCGCAAGAAGAGAAGACCGGCCCAUAGUCUUCAUCGCAUCGUGUCUUGGGGGCAUUAUCUUGAUGAAGGCUCUCGUGCACGCAGAUGACAAAAGAAGCAGCUAUUAUCGUCUAAGGAGAGCUGCACGUGGUAUUGUUUUCCUUGCUACGCCGUUCCGAGGGACUUCGUUCCAGGACGUCGCGGCCUGGGCGGAGCCAGGUCUGAAGGCCAAGGCUUCAAUCCAAGGUCGAAAAGUGAGCAGGCUACUUGAUAGCGUAAAGGGAUCGACCUUCGACCUUGAGGAACUCGUCCACAAAUUCACCCAGCUAUGUCAAGACAAGGGCAAUCCCUGCGAAGUGUUCAACUUUUAUGAACUUCAAACGACGAGCCUGCCGCUGAAAGUAUUCCCUUGGCUACCCACUUGGCUCCGCCACCAAAAACAGCUGGUCAACAAGUCCUCAGCAACGCUGGAUAUAAUCCCUGAUCCACUAUCCCUGGAUCGACGCCACUCUCUGAUGAACAAGUUUCACAGCCCUAAAUGUGCAGAUUAUCAGAAAGUCGCCGAUCAAAUUGAAAAGAUGGUCGGGAAGAUUCGCGAGGGGACUCGACUACAACAAGCGGACGCAUGGAUACGGAAAAAACACUACAAUGCAGACAAGCUCCGAAUUGAACGACUCUCGGGCGAUCUGUUGCCGAUGGAUCAGUGCUACAUCAAUCUCGCCAUAGUGGAGCAGUCUGGGCUGAACACAGGCCGCUCGAACGAAGGAGGCGCAAAGCCCUCCCCGUUUUCACUCUUCGCUCGACAGAAGGUUGAGACGUCAGAUAGGAACAUUGAGGUCAAGCUGCCGACAAUCUUCAACGAACGCAAAGGCCACGAUGGUAGCGCAGUAGAACCAAGAAGAAUAUUAAUUCGAGGGCGCGCUGGAGUGGGGAAGACUACAUUGUGCAAAAAGAUUGUCUACGAAUUUUCCCGAGGCACAUGGAGCGAAUGGACCAAGAUGUUCAAUCGUGUCCUUUGGGUCCCUCUGCGGAAUCUGAAACUACCAGACAGACGACAAAUACCGGGAUAUAACUUUGAACAUCUCUUUAUUCAUGAGUAUUUCUCGCUGCCGAAAAGCAGACCGGACCUGGCUAGAGAAUUGUCCGAUGCAGUAGCGACCGAUAACAACAAAACCCUCUUUCUCCUCGAUGGCCUGGACGAAGUAUCCCAGGACUUGGGAGCCGCAGAUGCCAUGUCCCGCUUCCUCACGGAGCUGUUGAAACAGCCAAACGUCAUCAUCACCUCCCGACCGUCUGCCAAGCCUCCACCUGACCUGGACCUCGAAUUGGAAACGAUUGGAUUCUACCCAGAUCAAGUGCAAGCUUACCUCGACGCCGACCCCAACAUGAAGCCAAAAGCCAACCAGGUUCAAUUAUUCCUUCGAGAGCAUUGGCUCAUCCAGGGACUCGUUCGGAUUCCAAUCCAACUGGAUGCGCUUUGCUACGCCUGGGAAGACUUUAGUUCCGGGACGGCGCCAGAUACCAUGACUGGGAUAUAUAACGCUAUUGAGUAUAAGUUGUGGAAGAAGGAUAUUGAGCGACUGGGUAAGCAGUACGAUGGGAAGCCGGUGACGGCUUCUCAAAUUGACUCCUCCGAAGUCAAGGACCUAGUCGAACAUGAGGCCUAUUUUCUUGAAGGCCUUGCCUUCACUGGAAUGCACAGUGACACCAUCGAUUUCACAUCAGAGCAUCGAAAACCUAUAUCUAAGCAGUUCAAUUGCUCCAGAAUGUUACUCCAUAAGACACUUCCAAACCUAUCUUUCUUGCGGACAUCAGACCCAUCAUCAAGGCUCGAAGAUCGGAACUACCACUUUAUCCACCUCACCUUUCAGGAGUACUUUGCGGCGCGGUAUUUCGUACGGCAGUGGAAGGAUCACAAGCAACUCGAAUAUGCCUUCAAGAGGCAACAAGAUGCCCCCUCCGAUCUGCCGACCGACCCAGUUGGAUUUCUUCAAAAACAUAAAUACUCGGCGCGAUACGAUGUCUUUUGGCGCUUUGUUGCCGGCUUACUAGACGCGGACGGCCAGGCAAACCGAUUCAUCGAUAUAAUUGAAGAGAAACCGCUGGACCUUUUGGGUCCUACACAUCAACGGCUGGUCAUGCAUUGCCUGAGCGAAAUAUCGGGUGACUUGCGCAUUCGAGUAGACCUAGAACGAAGGCUAUCGAAGUGGCUACUAUUUGAAUGCAGAUUCGACCAUGAGGCACAACUAGCAAGCGAAGUGGAAUUUCCCGAGCAGGCGUUGGACAUCGCCUUACGUGAAGGGUCUGAUGUAAAGGCAACGAUUUUAGAGUGGCUAUACUUUCGGGCCACGCUUCCGCCGAGAAUUCUUGCACAGGUGGCUCCCCAGCUCGAGGACGAGAAUUGGCGGGUCCGAGAGGCCGCCAUCGGAGCCUUAGGUUGUCGACCAGACCUGCCAGAGGAGAUAUUGGCGGCCGUAGCAGCAGGGCUCGAGGAUGAGAACUGGCGGGUCCGAGGGGCCGCCAUUGAAGCCUUAGGUGAUCGAUCAGACCUGCCAGAGGAGAUAUUGGCGGCCGUAGCAGCAGGGCUCGAGGAUGAGGACUGGCGCGUCCGAUGGGCCGCCGUCCAAGAGUUAGGUCGUCGACCAGACCUGCCGGAGAAGAUGCAGACGGCUGUGGAGGCGCGGCUUGAGGACGAGAAUGAGAGAGUCCGAGAGGCCGUCAGAUCCUUAGGUCGCCGAUCGGACCUGUCAGAGAAGAUAAAGACGGCUGUGGCAACACGGCUUGAAGACAAAGUAUCACCUAUCCGAGCGGCCGCCAUUGGAGCCUUAGGUAGCCGAUUAGACCUGGAGGAGAAGAUGCCGAUAGCUGCAGUGGCCCAGCUCGAAGAUGGGAACUGGAAAGUCCGAGUGGACGCUCUCGAAGAGUUACGUAGCCGAUCGGACCUGUCAGAAAAGAUACUGACGGCUGUGGCAGCGCGGCUUGGGGAUAAGCACCCGAGCGUCCAAAUGUCCGCCUGGAGUGUAAUGCGGAAGAAUGCAAAAUCCUACUACACCCUUCUCAGCGGCCCUCACGCAACAUCCUUGUACAGGUUUCUAUUCAGACAAAGCUUCAAGGAACAAUUGAGUUGGUAUAUUGAUGACGGCCACUCUUGCGUCAACAUGCCAGAGGGUAUUACGAGGAUUUCCAUUGAGAAUCAACAAAAUGACAUCAGGGUCAUGAUCAACGAAGCGCGGCCAGCAGAUACACCAUCAAUAUGUGGAAGCGGGUAG